AUGUUUCUAGUUGGUCAGGAAUCUGGGAGACACUAUUUAGUCCUGAAAUCCACUGAUUUAUACAAAAACUUACCUCUCCUCGCCUCAUCUAUUCUCACAACAAUUUUCUCUCUAUGGAAUAAACACAUUCCCACCCUAUUUUCGAAUCUUUGGCAUAAUUUUAAUGAAAUUUUGGGAGCCAGAAGUAUUCAGACAAUCAGAUUUCCUUCAGAAAGAUACAGAAAUGACGAGGUCAUGUCGCGAAAUUGGAUCUAUUUCUACUCAAUACUAGUCCUGAUUCUAUUUCUUUCAAAUCUUAUUCCAACAGCUAACGCAGGUGUUUUAGGACUUGGUCGUUCACAACAGGGUUCUCAUCAGCUUCAACCGCAGACCUCUCCAUUUUCUGAUCCGGCAAAUACAGGUGUAGAAUCAGUACCUUCCCCCGAUGAUUCCACGAUUGUAAUACGCACAGUUCCAGUGUCUGUCCUACAGCCAGUACAACCAAUUGGCCUUCCUUCAAUGAAACCAUACCAAUUCCUCGUGCCCCCAAUGAAUCCUGAACCUCAACAACCCGCCCCCGUUCCUGUAUAUUAUCCCAAUUAUAAUUAUUAUCCAGUUUACGGUUCACGGGGCUACCCGAAAUCCCAAUUUUUUGGCAACUGCGGACCCUAUAAUUCAAGGCGGAAUUCUCAGCAAAAUCGACAAAAGAACGGAAAUCGAAGACGCAAGGAAAGGCGUAAAGGUGAAAAGUGUCCAAAAGUCUGCGACACUUGUAUUAAGACUCACGAUUUAAAACAUGAAAGAGAGAAGGAUGAACUUCAAAAACGAUUCGCUUUUCACGCAAAACCAGCUUUACAGAACACUAACUCUGUUGAAGCCCUGUUCAAAUAUAUGGAUGGAAACAAUGACGGUUCCAUUAGUUUAACUGAACUGCAGAAUUACCUACUGCUUCACAACAUAAUAUCCCCCGAAGUUCCCAAAUAA
Rodentolepis nana is the source of this 963-nucleotide messenger RNA. The record is from the annotation of a GenBank genome assembly. Lineage: Eukaryota; Metazoa; Platyhelminthes; Cestoda; Cyclophyllidea; Hymenolepididae.